GUAGCUUGGGGAGCCAGGGCCACCUUCCAGAACGUUGGGGGGUGUGGGUGGGGCAAAAGUAUUUUCAAUCAUGUUUUCAGCGUCUUUUGGGGAACACUAGCAGUAGAGCUUUUCCUUAGCAAAUUUCUUCUUGAAGCCAGAGCGGAAAAUAAAAAUCGCAUACAGCCCUAUAUCCGGAGGACCGAGACUGCGACGAACAAUCAGGAAGCGACCGGGCCGGGAGCUGUCCCAGUUCUCAGCUUGCUCUCUAGGGCGCGUCCCGGGGUUCCUCAACACUGUGUUCCUCUGCCCGCCGUGGUCCGUACCUCGACCUAGGCUCCAGCCCGGACCAAUCACUCUGGGGCCGCCAUGUCGUCCGACUUCGAAGGCUACGAGCAGGACUUCGCGGUGCUCACUGCAGAGAUCACCAACAAGAUUGCGAGGGUCCCCCGCCUCCCGCCUGAUGAGAAGAAGCAGAUGGUUGCAAAUGUGGAGAAACAGCUCGAAGAAGCGAAGGAGCUGCUUGAACAGAUGGACUUGGAAGUCCGAGAGAUACCGCCCCAAAGUCGAGGAAUGUACAGCAGCAGAAUGAGAAGCUACAAGCAAGAAAUGGGAAAACUUGAAACAGAUUUUAAAAGGUCACGGAUCGCCUACAGUGACGAAGUACGGAAUGAGCUCCUAGGGGAUGAUGGGAAUUCCUCAGAGAACCAGUUGAUAAAAUUACGUGAAGAGAGGGCACAUCUGCUCGAUAACACAGGGAGGCUGGAAAGGGCAUCUCGGAGACUAGAGGCUGGAUACCAAAUAGCAGUGGAAACUGAGCAAAUUGGCCAGGAGAUGUUGGAAAACCUCAGUCAUGACAGAGAAAAGAUACAGCGAGCACGUGAAAGACUUCGAGAAACAGAUGCUAACUUGGGGAAAAGCUCCAGAGUUCUGACAGGGAUGUUGCGAAGAAUCAUCCAGAACCGCAUCCUGGUCGUCGUCCUGGCCAUCGUCCUGGUCGCUACCAUCCUGAUGGCAAUCACUUUUUCUGUGAGAAGACACUGAUGUAUCUGCUCUUCCUUGAGAAACAGCAGCAAUGACUUGUUCUGAGUAAUUAAGACAAAAUGGUCACAUGAAUCAUUCUUCUGUGCUGACAGGCCCUGAAUGACCCUCCCUCUCUCUCACCACCGUUCAGCUGAAGUGCAAAGAGUGUAAAAAUGUUUUCUAUUCCUGUUUGCAUGUGGUUUGGUUUCCUUUUCUAGGUUUGUCUUCGUCCAGAUUUGUUUUUUGUUUUUUAGAGAGAAAGGUGAAUGUUUAUUUGCCUUUUGGUAAUUUCACCUACUAACCAAAAUAGCCUUGGUGACAUCCUUCCUUGCCUGUGGACGUGUCAGGGGCCAUGGUUUGGGAAAGGGCGUGAUGAGUCAGUCACAGGGGCUUCUGAUGGACUGUGCUGGCUGUCACAUACCUUGUGUCAUCGAACUGCCCUUCUGUGAUGUCUGAAGAUAAAAAUGCAAAGAAAAGCAGGGGCCAGAACCAGUGACCAACUCCAGCAAACCAGCCCUGUUCCUGCCCAGGCAUAACGAAUACAGUCAACCUGCCUGAGGGCUUUCAUUGUAAAGGUGGGUAUUUAAUGUCCCUUGUGCGGGAAAUUGACUUAGCACUUUCUUUGUUUUUCUAUACAUAAUUUUUCUUACAUGCUAAGAAUAUUUUUGCUGAGCCUGCCUGAUACCUACUUUUCACAACUUUGAUACUGGCUACAGGAAAUAUUUCCUUACCUUCCAAAAAUUCCAGAGUCCCCAGAAUUUGCUGGCAAAGUGUGCCCGGGCAUGGUAUUUAAUUGUGACCUCCUCCCCAAGACCUAUGUAAGCAUUCCUGUGUCCUUUCGGUUUUAGUAUUUGCACUGCCAAACGCAGCCCUCAUACAUGCAGAAGGCCUGACAGGGUUCUCCCCACACCCAUUCUGGUCUGUAGAGAGAACAUGAAUAUUUCAGGGAGAGCAAGAACGUGACUCAGUCAGUGUGAAAUUUCAAAUGUGAUUAUAAAUAUGGUAGAAUCAGUGCUAGAAAAUGAGCCACAAGAAAUAAACUUUGUGGAAAAUGUUCACUAACCUCCUUUCAAAAAAGAAGGGACUGCAGUGUGUUACAAAAGGACAGUUUUUACUAACAAACGUUGGUGCAGCCUUCGUGAAUUCACUGUGUAUUCAAACCUCUAACCUGCUUUGUGAUUUUCUUUGGUUUCUUUCUGUCUAAGGUAACCAGGAAUUGUGUUCAAAAUGAAUUCGCUUAUCAUCAGGCUUAAAGGUGCCCAAGCUGAGGUCACUUUCCCCCUAGUCAUAAAGCAAGUGUGUUCUUCUUAAGACUUCAUAGACACUUACAGGGUCUGUGCUAUCUUUUGAAUACAGUUAGAAUCUCUGAAUCCCUGAAAAGCAGACCUGUUCCCUUCAUUAAUAAUGCUAACCACCCGUGCCCACGGGUUGAGAUCACGUGGAUGGAUGCAGCAUGGCAAAAUCCACCGGAGAAAUUGUACUUAUCGCAACAGGCCAGGGCCUGAUGUCUUCAGUUAAAUCAUUUAGUACUGUGUGAAUAAAGCUGCAGCCUUUAUUUCUCAGGGAUGGUUUGGGAUUUUGGCAGAGAGAAGAAGCGCAGUGAAGGAAUAAGAAGGCUGGGCUCAUUUUCCUAUCAGCUUAAAGGAUCUAGCUCAGCAAGAAGCUUUUAGUCUGAUAAUGCAAUUCUGCACAUGCUAAACACACCUAAGAAACCAUUAAAAAGCAAGGAAACAAACAACCUCCUUCUCAUUCUGAAACACUAAUGGUGGGGAAGAAUUAUACCAAACUCUGUGGUGGCUUCCUUCGAAACGGUUCAUCUUAGCUAGAAUGUAUAACCAGUUAGCCAGCUACACCUCAUGCCUCCAGACCCUUCCCAAGGGUUGAUCUGAUCAUCUAACCUUGCUGGCUUCUAAAUAUUUCACUAAAACCUUGCAUAUAUGUUGAAAUACAUGAAUGAGGAGGGAGCACAUUGCUCACCUCCCAAUGGCUUUAUCUUUCCAGUUCUCUUUUGCAGCUCUUGUCUCAGAUUUUGCCCCAGUUCAGCCUUGAGAGUGGGAGGAAUGUGAACAGAUUACCCUUAGCCUAACAGCCCCCUCAGACCCACCUCGGGAGUGAACCCCUGGACUGGGGUCGUGAGCGCUUCGUAGACAGUGGUCCAAAGUCCCCGGAACCCCUGCCUGGCCCUCCUGGGGAGCUCCGAGGAAGACAGAUUGUCCUCCCUCCUUCCCUGCCCCUCUGGGGAAGGAAGAGAACCCACAGAUUUGAAGCAGGGCAUGGAUCUGGGAAAGGAUCUAAGAACUUAAUAUGUAGACUUCGAUAGAUGAAUAUUUCUAAAGUUGGGAGCCUUUGUUCAAAAUGAUGUUGGAGGGGGGCAGGGGAUAAGGAGAAAGAUGGGGAGGAAGCCCUCACCAUAUAAAAUUCAUAGAGACUCAACAGUUUCCCUGACGGAAUAAAUAAAGCUGAUGCCACCGUGCUCCAGAAUCAAAAGCAAUUUAAUUAAAGUCUCUUAAGUUGUAAAGAGUUUUUAAAUGUUCCACGUUGAAGGUGAACGCGUGCAAAUGCAGUGGGCUUGACGUCAGCCGCCAGGCCUGGGCUGGGAGGCCAUUUGCUAUUCUGUUUAAGGCAGGCUGGAUUGUCUUAUUUUGGAACCAGCUUGGUGGGGGGUUUGCUUUGCCACUGCUUCUGAGCCCUGAGCUUCAAAGGCUGAAAUUAAUGGUGAACAAAAUUGUACGGCUCUGGCCGUCCCAUGCGGGGCAAGCCCAUUGAGGGUUAUCAUUAAGUAAAGAAAUAAAGAGGGGGAAGAAAGCCUGCCUGCUCCAAAAACCUCAUCAGAUAAUGACCUCAGUGAUUGGAUUUUCAUUACCAAACAGCAUCCAGAGAUUAUCUACCCCAUAGAAGAAGGGAGGGGGGUAUGAAGAAAGAAAGGAAAGCAACUGUCUUUCUCUCCCUCCCUUUCUCCUUUUCUUUUUUUUUGCACAUCUUUUCUUUAAAACUGUCAGAUCAUUUCGGUAUUUCAAAUCCGAGGAAAACAGCCUGCCUGCUGCUGUAUUUGAAGUUGUAAUGGUGUCAAAAAGUCACGACUGACUGACAGCCGUCAGUCCCAGAGGGGCUCAUUAAAUCAUAAAAACUUGACAAGGAAAUAAUCGCGCAUCGCCAGCAACUUGGCGCCUGUUUAGACGUUUUUAUUUUCUUUCAUUAUUAGUCCCCACCAUUACGUCCGUUAACAAAUUGCAUUAAACAACUGUUAAGGGCUAA
Manis javanica (Malayan pangolin) is the source of this 4257-nucleotide messenger RNA. RefSeq names its product vesicle transport through interaction with t-SNAREs 1A (gene VTI1A). Gene Ontology annotation, cellular component: Golgi apparatus; ER to Golgi transport vesicle membrane; SNARE complex. Gene Ontology annotation, molecular function: SNARE binding; SNAP receptor activity. The record is from RefSeq and is a predicted model, not a curated record. NCBI's taxonomy places the organism in Eukaryota, Metazoa, Chordata, Mammalia, Pholidota, Manidae. Gene Ontology annotation, biological process: Golgi to vacuole transport; intracellular protein transport; vesicle fusion with Golgi apparatus.